AUGGGAUCAUUCUUCCGCGAUAGGAGCUACACACUAGGAAACCUAAUCGGGAUAUCAAGCUUUCUAGAGCUUUCGAGAAGAUCAACCCGAACCAGGAUUGAUCAAACAGCUUCUAGAAACCAUCAACAUCAGAAGAAUCUCAAAUGUUACAAGCCAUGGAUCUUCUCUAUAUGUUCCAAACUAAGCUCAAAUGCAACCGUCAUUGCCCAUAACAAGAUUAUAAACGAAGAAAACAAUGGGCGUAACAAUGUGCAGUCUCUCGGACAUUUCCUCAUGGUGGAGAGACGAGCCACCGGAUCAACCACACGGUCCAGACCGACUAUGUGA
Molecule: messenger RNA, 327 nt
Organism: Arabis nemorensis
Lineage: Eukaryota; Viridiplantae; Streptophyta; Magnoliopsida; Brassicales; Brassicaceae
Source: the annotation of a GenBank genome assembly